Messenger RNA from Caenorhabditis auriculariae, 1884 nucleotides. The record is from the annotation of a GenBank genome assembly. NCBI's taxonomy places the organism in Eukaryota, Metazoa, Nematoda, Chromadorea, Rhabditida, Rhabditidae.
AUGGUCAGAUGGCGUCGCUAUGCAAGUUCGACAUUUGAAAUGCAGCACUGCGAAAAGUAUUCUGAAUGUUCUUCUUCUGGAAAAUGCUUUUCAGCUACGCUUUUUCCUUCACCUCUUUCUCAUUCUUCAUUGUUUUAUUUGCCAAACUUUUGUAAGUUCCAGAUUUUUCCUAUCUUUUGAAUAAAUCACGUUAUUAUAGACUUUUCAUUGAUUUUAAUAAACGUGUAUAUAACCAUGUUCCCGGCGAGUGCACAGUCAUUCCUAACCUCCCAGGGGCCAAUGGCUUUGAUUCUACGAUUGAUGGCACUUUCUUUCUCGCUGUGGUUUGGUUUUCGAAAAAUGAACAGCGCGUUGAAUAUUUUCCCAGAACCCGAUGGAAAACAGGACGUACGGCCAUCUUUUCACGUUUAACGCUGACAAUAAAACCGCGAUGGAAAUCACCAGUAGCAAUUUAAAAAUGACGCCGACGGCAAUCAGUAUAUCUCCUUCCAAACGAAAUGUUAAUAGUUUCUUACUAUCAAUUAAUAUUAAAGCUUGAUUCAGACGAAAGUUUUUUUGAAAAAUAGUGAGACUGAAAAAAGUACGAUCGAAGUACUGAACUUUGAUGAGCCGAAUCGAAAGCUUCAACAUAUUAGAACCAUUAAUCACCCAAUAAUAGAUAGGUAUGUGGCGUAAUCUCACAUGGGCAUCUCAGGGAAAAAAAAAAACAAAAUUGAAGUGUCUACGACGUUGCUGCCGUGUCCUCGACUACAUUUUUCGCCAGCGUCACAACUUUGAGAGGGAGAAUGGUUGUCAUUGAAAGGUAAACGAGCAAAGGAAGUUUCCAGUCAAAAAUUUGAAAAAAAUUUCAGAAUGGUGCAAGUUUCCAUGGGAUCCAUAGUUUUUCACGACGGAAAAUCUUUCAAAACAGUGGUUCCAUCGAUUUCCGCUCCUACAGGGCUUGUCUUCGACAGUUUCAGAAAGUUAAAAAAUUAUUUUGGAACUUUUUUCAACAAAACUUUUAACAAAAAGUUCAGAGUUUUACUUGUUGGAUUAUUUGCCAGAAAUUCAAUAGCUGUAUAUUUUGUACGAGGCAAAUCUGUGGAAUACUCUCACGUAGGUGCCAUACCUAGAAGAAUUUCAAAGUAACUUGUUUCAGGAAGUAGAAGUUGGUUGUUCACCCACGUCGUUAUGGAAAGAUAUAGACGGAUCUUUGAUCAUCACCUGCCAACCAGUUCGUUGGAGGUUUCCAGGAAGUUGAUGAAAAAUUUGAAUGAUAUCAAAUAUUUUGAAUAAUUAUCAAUCCGCCGAUUCCUUAAAAAAAUAUUUUGAAGAAUUUUGAAUCAAUCUAUCACUGUUACUUACUAGGGAACUACUCGGACUCGGGUACCCGUUUCGAAUUGAAACUUUGGUGGCUUAUAGACCCAGGUCAGAAUACUUGAAAACAAGAGAGAUUAGCUGCUAAACCUCAUAUGCUUCUGAGAAAAAGCUGUUUGAAAAUGAACAGUUUAGGCUUGAAAAUUAUCAAAUUAUUGCUUUUCUCCUUCUUUUGUCUGAAAAAAAGUUUUUUAGAGUUUAUCAUAGCCGGCUCAUUCAAGGCGAUUGUAUUAAAAUAUAAAAUAAGGUAAAAAGCAAUAUUCUAAAAAUUUUCAAGCCUAAUUUUCACAUUUUCUGCAAAUUGUUCUCUAUUGGGUUUAGCAGAUAUUCUCACUUGUUUUCAAGUAUUCUUACUUAGGUCUAUAAACCACUAAAGUUUGAACUCGAUCCGCGUGUCCGAGUUUGAGUAGUUCCCUAAUUAUUUAUUUCUGAUUCAGAUACUUGUUACCAUUGCUUACUGCUGCUCCCAGCUCUCCUUCUCAGGUUCUCAGCGUGAAGAUUCCACUGGACCCCAAUAAAUCAGCGUGA